Patella vulgata (common limpet) is the source of this 1338-nucleotide messenger RNA. Its product is annotated as regulator of telomere elongation helicase 1. The transcript is spliced from 11 exons. The annotation marks the transcript as partial. Gene Ontology annotation, biological process: regulation of DNA-templated transcription. NCBI's taxonomy places the organism in Eukaryota, Metazoa, Mollusca, Gastropoda, Patellidae. The record is from RefSeq and is a predicted model, not a curated record.
AAAACUGCUGAAAGUAAGUUGCCAGUACCUCAAGCCAAGAAGAAAACAACUUCCACUGUGAGUCAUGUCGGUUGUGAAGGAGCCUAUUUUCAACCUACAGCCAUUCGUUCAGCUACACCUAUAUCUUCUAGAGGAAGAGUAGAAUCAGCUAGAAAUGUUGCCUGUCAUGGACAAACUUUACAACACACCACAGAUGAUAAUAAUAAACUAAGUAGCCAAUACCAACAGUUAGGUUCUUCUAAAUCAUCGACAUCUAGAACCGGAUUAAUACAAGCUCUCGAAUUCGAUGAGAAGACAAAUGAAGAUGGGGAUGACAGCUUCAAUCUAGGUCAGACAUCCAGAUUUGGACCCCAGAAAGCAACAUUUAAAAAGAAGAUAAUAGUUAAGAAACCUGGUGAAAUAAUUGAAAGUAAAACUACCAACGGUGCUAAGAACAGUCAAAUAAAACAGAAACACUAUAAUCAUGCUGAAAAUUAUCUUGAAGAGAUAAAACAAGCAUUAGCUAAAGAUGGUUAUAGAACAUUUUCUAAAGCAUUACGUGAUUAUAAAGAACAGGGUGAUUAUAUAAAAGUUACAGCUGUAUUAGCUGAUCUGUUUACAUCUACACCUACUUAUUAUCAUCUAUUUAGAAAGUUUUACAGUUUUUUAAGAGCUAAACAUAAACAGGAGUUUGAUCAGUUAUGUAAAGAUAUAACUGGUGAAGGUGCUGGAUAUAAACCAGAAGAUAGUAUAUCUAAUAAACGACUUCGACAAGAUCAUACAGAUGGUCCUGCAGACAAAAAAGCAAAAACAGACAAUUUUAACAGUGCUAAACUUCCUUCAAUAACAGCAAAUGUGAUAACUGUGUCUUCUAACCCUUCUACAUCCAGUGCUCAUUUAAAUACUUUAUCAAACUGUGCAUUCUCAGAAACUAGUACAAGUAGUAAGGAUAUUAUUGACCCGCCAUCAGUGACUAGUAGUAAAUCAAACAGUCAAUCUAGUUCUAUAUCUACGUGUAGUUUAGAUAAUAAUGAGAAGUUAACUGAUGAUGUGGUGGAGAAUGUGAAUAAAAUUCUAACAAGUAGUAAUAAACCUUGUACAGGUUAUACUUGUUCUCUAUGUGGUAAUGAUUCUAAAGUACCAUUUGAAGCACUGUGUCAACAUACUUGUUGUCUAACAUGUUGGAGACAAGUUUUAGAUGGGAAUAAACUCUGUCCGGGUUGUGGUGUUAGAAUCAGACGAAGACAUCUCGUACAAAAACUGUUUGCAUCUGGACCAAAUUUAUUACAGUAAUUCUUGUACAAAGCAGGACUUCAUGUUUCUAUACAUGUGGUGAUAUUAUUAAAAUGUCAAAAUGUA